Lactuca sativa (garden lettuce) is the source of this 1365-nucleotide messenger RNA. RefSeq lists its product as uncharacterized. The record is from RefSeq and is a predicted model, not a curated record. Gene Ontology annotation, cellular component: endomembrane system. Lineage: Eukaryota; Viridiplantae; Streptophyta; Magnoliopsida; Asterales; Asteraceae.
CUUUUUUCCCGACCUCAUCUUGUUGAAAUACGAUUAAUAAAAAACAUUUCGGUUUCAGUUGUAAAUCGUGGAUCGGAUUUCUCUUUCUCGAUGGAUUCUAUAAGAGUUCCAAGCUUGACUUUGAUUUUGCUAAUCAUUUCAUCGAUUCUCUGCUUACAAUCUAAGGCCGAUGGAACAGGUUCAGUUUAUCUCCUCGAUAGCUCAACUCACCACUAUUUUCAAUCUCACUCAUCCGAGUCCAAAUCAUUAUCCCUUCCAGAAGUAGGUGCUGCCAUUUCAGUCUUGCUUGGUUUUGCACCUCCUUCAACAUUAUCUUCUGCAAGCUCAGAAAAGUUGAAUGAGGUACUUACACCUAACCCCUUUGUUAGGCCUCAUGCUGUUUUCUUGCUAGAGGUCAAUGGAUUAGGAGAUAAGCAGCUUGAACUUAAUUCAGAUGGUGAUGUUUUCAGUAGGGGUUUUAAGAGUGAAGUGGCUAUUGAAAAUACUGAAAUUCAAGUUUCAGAUGAAUUGUCUCUAGUUUCUUUAAAUGAACCCCUGGAAUCAACCGAAAAAGAUUUGAUCAACUUUGCCCUUUGGUUGGGUGGAGAAUACAUUAACAAUGCAGCCGAGCCAUUGACCGGAGAGUUGACCAUCCCCUUGUCAAACAAUGUUCAAAUCACUCUUCAUAUGUCAAAGAAAGCAGACAGAGAAUUUACAAUCAGCCUUGUCUCUCUUUUCCACAAUGCUCAAAAGGCAGUGCAAUUGCAUGAAGAUUUGGCAGGAAGUAAGCUUACUCCAUCAGAAUUGAUCAAAGGAAAAUUUGAUGGUUUUAAGGCUUUUCAAGAACACUAUGGAACAGAUGAUAUUGUUCAUAAAGGUGCUGAAUUGUUGGUGACUUCAAUCUCCAUGAUUUACAACUCUUUUCAAACAACAUACAAAGGUCAAAUUGUUGGGGUGGUUGUUUUCAAUGGAUCACCUACUAAAGAAUCUGAUUCAAUGUUGACCAUAAAGUUGACCACCCGACAACAUCCUCGGUGGUUGGAGGAAAAGAGUUUGCCUGAUUUUGCCAAGAUUGCAGAAGUGGCUCUUGUUAGAAAAACCCUAGCUUGGAUUACCGGGAUUAUUCUUAUAGUUUCCACUCUCAUGGGGAUAUGCUUUUUGUUUAAUAUGCCAAUCACGAGGGACACCCUUUUGUAUUCUAAUGUGAAGCUUGAUUAAAUGUGUGAGGAAGGGGAAUUAUGGCGACACGAAGGAUUAUUGUUUCGUAUACGUUGGUGUUAUAUAUUUGAUACGUUUAAUGUUUAUUUUUUAAUUAAUGAGUGACUUGCAAUGAGAUUUUUUGGUGGAUGGAUUGAGUUAAUGGACAAUGCAAACGAUUUGUGUGUA